Molecule: messenger RNA, 822 nt
Organism: Lodderomyces theae
Lineage: Eukaryota; Fungi; Ascomycota; Pichiomycetes; Serinales; Debaryomycetaceae
Exons: 2
Coding region: 1-822 (273 amino acids)
Biological process (GO): vesicle-mediated transport
Cellular component (GO): membrane
Source: RefSeq, a predicted model, not a curated record
AUGUCUCACUCGGAUGUACACAAGCACUUGAUAUAUUGCACCUUGACCAUCAACUCAACCACCUUAUACACCUAUGAAAACCACCAACUCACAUCCCAUUUCCCUCGUACAAACUGCUCAGAGAUUGUGUCGCAAGAAUUGGGGUUGAUAAAUUCCUCAAAAACUCUUGUCGGCUCAAUCCCAGUAUCAACAAACACAGCCACAAAGUUGUCUCUUUACUUUAUGAAGAAGUACAUGAACAACGAGGGGAGUAGGGAUUUGGUGACGAUUGUUUCCAUUGCUCACAAUGACGUCAACAAGACGUUUAUUUUGGUGGUGUUGAAGAACAUUAUGGAUAGGUAUAUUGAUUUUAGGAACCGACAACAUGACCAAAAUGAUCCCGCUUCGAAAGCUAAACCGGGAGAGUUCAAACUAUACAUGAAACAGAUAAUCAAACACGAAGAGCUGAGCUAUGAUGUGAAUCGCCAGAGUUACAAUUACGGAUCAACUAACGAGUCCAAUGACAACAAUUCUUCAAAUCAAAUAGGACCUAAUCAGUUGUUACUAGCUAACGAGGAAGUUGGCGAGGUUAGACAGCUUAUGUUGGAUAACAUUACCAAACUAUUGAGUCGAGGAGAUAAGCUAAAUUCUUUGGUGGACCAAACAGAUCGACUCAACACAUCUUCUCUGAUGUUUCUGAAAAAGGCAAAGCAGAUAAAAAGACGUAUGUGGUUUCACAGAACAAAGUUCAUUCUCUCUGCAGUUGGUGGGUUGUUAGUGCUACUUUAUUUGUUUAUUGCCAGUCAGUGCGGCUUCCCUUUGUUUAACCAGUGUAUAAGUUAG